CCGAGCACAUGGCGGCGCCACGGCUCGGGAGGCGGGCCGGCAAUGCCCACGCCCCCAGCCCGAUACCGAUAGCGAUAAGGUCCAAAUCUCUAUGGAGAUCCUACUGAUUCUCGGCCUUACUGAUCCGACAGUCGGACUUAAAACGCUCUAGUGUGUCGCCGCUUAAAACGCAGUUGCGACUCGCGUCGGUCACACGUAUCCCGACCGCGGGUCGAUCCAAGAAUCGCCCUAAUUUAUUUUCCAUGUUAUGUUUCGUACCGUUUAUUAAUUAACUAUGGAAGUCAGUGCUAUGCCGCCGAUGCCGUUGGACUUUUCGAUGGUGAGGAGUGGUAGUGAUUCUCCAGGGGUGGCCGUGCGAGAAGAGUCGCCCAGGUCGUCGACAAACAGCGCCUUCAGAGUGGUUACCCCUAAAGGAUUAUCAGCCAGCGAAGCCCUCCGCAACGGUCUCUGUCAGUCUUUGUGGAGUGCAUCGGUCAGCAGACCCGAACCGAGGGUCGCGUCGCUACCGCCGGCUCAGAACCUUGACACUUACUCUAGAGAAAAAAUCAAGUUUGGCAUCAAUCGGCUAGUCGGCGAUAGAACGGACGAGGAAGAAGAAGAACUACACAACAAUGAGACUAGAGCUGAAGGCACAUCACCAGCUUCACGAUGCGGCAGUCCAUGCUGGGCUCCAUCUCCUCAAUCGCCAAGAUCAGUACGAUCCAGUUCACCUGAACUCGAGGUGGAUUCUCCACCUUCAUCGCCACGGAGACAACCCGACUCAUCGCCUCCACCAAAACGAUCAGAAGCAUUCUCGGUCAGCGCUUUGUUGAGACCAGAUGCCCCAAGAGUUCAACCUCAAAGACCCUUUUUAUAUCCACCGUUACCUUUUGCUGAGUUCUUGAGAGACGCUGGCGGUCUUGGUCUCCACGGAUGGGGAGGCUACAGUAACCUAUAUCUUCAUGCUGUACAAGCUGCAGGGCCGGAAUUGUUGAGGCUUCGAGCGGCAGUGCUUGGAGCUCCAGGACCUCUGACCAGGCCAUUGCCGAUCGGAGAUGUGUAUUCAUGUGUUAAGUGCGAGAAGAUGUUCAGUACACCCCAUGGCCUGGAAGUUCACGCGAGGAGAUCUCAUAACGGCAAAAGACCCUUUGCUUGCGAACAAUGCAGUAAGACAUUCGGCCAUGAAAUCAGUUUGAGUCAACACAGGGCACUACACAGCGUGGCGAAACUCUUCGAGUGCAAACAAUGCGGGAAAACCUUCAAGAGAUCGAGCACUCUCUCCACUCACCUGUUAAUUCAUUCCGACACCAGGCCAUACCCUUGUCAGUACUGCGGAAAGAGAUUCCACCAGAAAUCUGAUAUGAAGAAACACACAUACAUACACACCGGUGAAAAGCCCCACAAGUGCCAGGUCUGCGGCAAAGCUUUCAGUCAAAGCUCGAAUCUGAUCACACACUCCCGCAAGCACACCGGCUUCAAGCCGUUCGCUUGCGAGCUUUGCGGGCGCGCUUUUCAACGAAAGGUCGACCUUCGCCGGCAUAAAGAGACGCAGCAUGCCAAUUUGAGGGCGACCCAGCCUAUGCAGCCUUCGCAUACAGAUGUCCAUUCCAUGCACUCAGAUAUGCAAAUACCUGACCAUAGAAUAGAUAUCCGCCCUCAUCCCGAGUUGCGGCCUCCGCACCCCGACUUCGGAGCGCCGCCACACAUGACCACCGCAGUACCACCACUCCAGCCGUUGCCGUCCUGAACUACAACCGCCUUUCCGCCCAACUGGCGUUAAGGCAAAAUCACCAAAGAUAUAAUUAAUCACUGUAUCCCAAAUAAAUCCAAAGAAGAAAAUUGUUUAAUUCUGGAAAUGAUGUUCCAGGAUAUACAAUCAAUAGUACUUCUAAUAGCUUAUGUAAUCUUCUUGUGCGCUAAUUAAGUAUUGGACAGAGUCAAUGUAACUGACAACAGUUUUAUUCUAGAUAAAGAAAAGAAAACAAACAGUAGGUACUGUACCAAAAUUAUUAAUAAUAUUAGUUCUUAGUCCUUUGAGGAGAAUUUCUGUUAUUAUAACUUAUUGCACUUAAAUAGUACCGAUUCAAGGAACUUGAAAAAUACAAAAAAAUAAACGGCUUUUAUUUUACAAGUGACGUCAUUUGUGGUCAAAAUAAGUGACGGUCAUCACCACAACUUUAGCCUCGUAUGACAUCAUACGUUAUCAGUGCUGUUAAAAAAAACUGUUAUAUUGAGAUGUUUAAUAUUUUCUUCUUUUUCUUUUCGUGUUCUCAUCCCUCUAUGAUUGGUCAGCACUGCAUGUCCUCUUUCUCCAUUCAGGCCUAUACGUAUCUCAUCUAUAUACGUCAUCUCUGCCAGUCUCUUCUCUCACAUAUCCUCUUCCACACAUUCCAUCCAAGUCUUUUUAGAACGGCUCCUCCUCACAUAUCCCAAAUGUUUAAUAUACUAACCAUUAAAAUUUCAGCAGUAAUCAGAUGAUCGUCUUAAUUAAAAACAACCUGUAAAACUUUGUAAAUCUUCAAAUAAUGUCUUACCUAUAUCCGAUUGACGUCUAAUGUGAAAUAACUUUGCUAGGGUAUUUGAUAUAAGAUAAAUCGCAUUAUGAGGAUUGUUUUUUUUAAUAGUUCUUGCAUACCAAAAUCGAUACAUUGACAUGCAAAGAACACUAUAUAAACUAGAUAAUGAAAAAAGUUGGUUAGAAAUAAUAUAAGAAUAUAUACACGAUCUUUUUUAAUGGUGCCCACUUUGUAAAUACGCUGUUGCAUCGAGUUUGUAAAACUUUAAUGUAUGAUUAGUUGAAUUAAAUAGGUAUAAAGUUUUUGUGCUUAACAAAAACGAUUUUUGGUAUAAGACUGUAACAAUUAUAAUGCUCUCGUGUCAUCGUAGGUACGUGUUAUCAUUUAGAAGGUAAAGAAUGGCUUUACCUCUACUUUUAUUUUCUCUAACUAUGCUGUUUGCCUUGAGCGGCUAUAUCAGCUUCUCCUUGACGUGUAAGUGAGCUCACGAGGCUCAAGCCGGGUGUGUUGCUAACACUGGCUCUAGCAAGAGCAGUA
Messenger RNA from Bombyx mandarina (wild silkworm), 3032 nucleotides. It is a transcript of the gene sens-2, whose product is annotated as zinc finger transcription factor senseless-2. The record is from RefSeq and is a predicted model, not a curated record. NCBI's taxonomy places the organism in Eukaryota, Metazoa, Arthropoda, Insecta, Lepidoptera, Bombycidae. Gene Ontology annotation, cellular component: nucleus. Gene Ontology annotation, biological process: regulation of gene expression.